This is a messenger RNA of Sporothrix brasiliensis 5110, 1560 nucleotides long. Its product is annotated as FAD binding protein domain containing protein. NCBI's taxonomy places the organism in Eukaryota, Fungi, Ascomycota, Sordariomycetes, Ophiostomatales, Ophiostomataceae. The transcript has 2 exons. The record is from RefSeq and is a predicted model, not a curated record. The coding region runs from base 1 to 1560 and encodes 519 amino acids.
AUGUCGUCCCUCCCGUCCGAAUGUGAUGUGCUCGUUGUCGGCGGCGGCAACGCAGGCUUCUCGGCGGCGCUUUCGGCUCGUGAAAACGGUGCUCGAAACGUGGUGCUGAUCGACAAGUGCCCUGAAGAGUGGGCGGGCGGUAAUACGUAUUUCACGGCGGGCGCGUUUCGCACAGUACACGCGGGGCUGGCCGAUCUGCUGCCGCUUGUCAACAACGUCGACGCGGCCACGUCGAAAAUCAUCGACCUCGAGCCGUACACGCCGCAAGACUUUACGAGUGACCUGCUGCGUGUGACGGCCGGUCGGUCGGACCCACACCUGGGCAGCACGCUGGUGGGCGACUCCAACGAUGCGGUCAAGUGGCUGCACAAGCACGGCGUGCGGUUCCAGCUGUCGUUCAACCGGCAGGCGUACAAAGUGGUUGGGCGGUACAAGUUCUGGGGCGGUAUGGCGCUCAAGACGCAGGACGGCGGCAAGGGCCUGAUGGAGGACCUCCGGCGGGCCGCCAAGCGGGCGGGCGUCGCCACAUUCUUCUCGACCAUGGCCAAGCAGCUCGUCACGGAUGCCGAGGGGACAGUCAUCGGCGUCGUGGCUGCGUCGACGGACAUCUCGUCCGCCCAUAGCACCAGCAGCAUCUCUGCCAAGGCCGUCAUUCUUACGGCCGGCGGUUUCGAGGCCAAUCCACGCAUGCGUGCGCAGUAUCUGGGCCCCGGGUGGGACCUGGCGCUCGUGCGCGGCACGCCGUACAACACCGGCGACGGUCUCGAAUUUGCCAUGCGCGACGUCGGGGCCAAGCAGGCCGGGCACUGGUCCGGCUGCCACUCGCGGCGACCGGGCCGUCUCCACGAGUUCACCAAGUCGGGCUACCCGCUGGGCGUCGUGGUCAACACGCAGGGCGAGCGCUUUGUCGACGAGGGCGUGGACCUGCGCAACUACACCUAUGCCAAGUUUGGCCGCGCCAUCAUGGGCCAGCCCGACGGCCAGUCCUUCCAAGUGUGGGACGCGCGCGGCACGCCCUGGCUGCGCGACGAAGAGUACCGCGACAGCAUCGUGCGCAAGAUCCGGGCCGACACGCUCGAGGAGCUGGCUGACAAGCUCGCCCGAGAAGAGGGCCUGCACUCGCCCGCCAAGUUCCUCGAGACCAUGCACGACUACAACGCCGCCACCAACGCCUUCCAGGCCGCGCAUCCCCGCGUCAGGUGGGACCCGGCCGUGCGUGACGGCGUAUCGACGCAGUCCAGCCGCGGCGGCCUGGCGCUGCCCAAGUCCAACUGGGCCCUGCCCAUCGACAAGGGCCCGUUUGUGGCCGUCAAGGUUGCCUGCGGCGUCACGUUCACGUUUGGCGGUCUCGCUGUCAACCCGCAAACAGCGGCCGUUGUCGCAGCCGGGAAUCGGGAGGUACCAGGUCUCUUCUGUGCAGGCGAGAUGCUGGGCGGCCUCUUCUAUGGAAACUACCCAGGUGGCUCGGGCCUGACAUCGGGCACUGUCUUUGGUCGUCAGGCAGGGCGUGCGGCCGCUCCACGUGCCAUGGCAUCGUCGAGUGUGCGGUCGAAUCUGUAG